Molecule: messenger RNA, 2044 nt
Organism: Lytechinus pictus (painted urchin)
Lineage: Eukaryota; Metazoa; Echinodermata; Echinoidea; Temnopleuroida; Toxopneustidae
Product: CDGSH iron-sulfur domain-containing protein 1-like
Exons: 3
Coding region: 133-528 (131 amino acids)
Biological process (GO): regulation of autophagy
Cellular component (GO): mitochondrial outer membrane; intracellular membrane-bounded organelle
Molecular function (GO): 2 iron, 2 sulfur cluster binding
Source: RefSeq, a predicted model, not a curated record
AUUUGAAAUAUAUUGCUGGGAGGGGGCGUGGCUUUUGUUUACAGUGUUUACAUAUAAAUUGAGACUAACAACCAGGAACAGUUGAAAAGAGUCGGAAUUUUGCGUUUCGCAGACCAUUUCUCUAUUGCAAUUAUGGAAGCUAUUGCUAUUUUCUUCAAAGUUACUCUUCCCAGCUACUUCGAGACUCUGCCCAUACCAGAAACAUUUGGAGGCUUUUUGCAAUUAACAGGUGCUGACUGGCUACGCAUGGUGCCCCUCAUCGGGACCCUGGGAGCUGUGAUUGUUCUCACUGUGAUGCAGAUCCGUAAGGCAAAGGGCUGUGGUCAAGUCAAUCCAUCUAUCGAGAAGGACAAAGACAAGGUCGUACACUCCUUCGAUAUUGAAGAUCUUGGUGACAAAGCCGCCUUCUGCCGCUGCUGGAGAUCCAAGGCGUUCCCAAAAUGUGAUGGUUCACACAACAUGCACAACAAGCUAACCGGUGACAACGUCGGUCCACUCUGCCUAUCGAGGAAGUCUGCAUCAUCUUAAAUCAGGAGAAUGCCCUCAUCCCCACCUGACGUUUGUUUUUGUUUUAUGUGCACUCAUCAUUUACUAGUUGUCUUCUUCAAAUUUGUCCCCUGUUGAAUGGCUGAUCAGCAACAAGUCUCUGGUUGAAAGUUGAAAGCCAGUUAGGUAUUCAUUUCAUGUCAUUUUAUUUAAUUUGAACACAGAAACAUGAUUUAGCCAGUGGCUGCUCUUCAGACUUCAGCAUUGACUUAACCAUCUGUCAUAGAUGCAUUAAAAUUUUGAACCACUAAAUAGCUUCUGUCUAAUGUAAUUUCAUAUGGUUUAAGAAAAACGGGAAAGGAAAUCUGUACUAAGGACUUCCGAUCUUUUCAAAGGGCUUUGUAAUGUAGAUAGAUGUGAUGAUCAUGGAAUUCUUGAUAAACCAGGAAAGAAAAACCAAAUAAUGGAAUUGAAUACAACUGCACUGUGUGUUAAUUGAAUCAAAACAUGGAUGCAAUUUAAAAUGAAGGAGAUUUUUUGUUGUUGUUUAUAUUCGUUGAAUGAAUUUUGUACUUGUGGUUGAAUAUUAUAUAAGCCAGGUGCUGGUCAUAGUUUGAUUUGUAGAACAAAUGUAUUGUGGUGUGUGUGGUUUAUCUAUUUAGAUUAUGGUACAAGGUACAAAUUUAGCAAUAAUAUGCGUUUGUAAGUGUUUCAUUCUAAGGCACAACUAUGUUCAUGUAAACAGUUCUGUUAUACAUGGGGUACUUGCCCAAAUGUUUACAAAGACGGAAUAUUUCCUUACUCAGAAAAUCUUUAGCAUGUGCAAGAGCACAAUAAAAUUCUGUAUACAUGUACAUGCCAAUCAAUGGCACAUUAAUGCAGUUUUUCAUGAAAUUAUAUGUACACGCUGCCUGUACAUCUUAUAAAUUGGGCAUUUGGGCUGCCUGAAUAAUGUAUUCAUUGGAAUGUCGGGUUGACCACUUUCGUUGUUGAAUUCUCAUUAAAUCCAUACAUUUUCUAUGUAUAUAUAUGUGAUGCACGCUAUCAAUCCUUGUUGUAAAAGGGUUCUGAAAAUACAUUUAGGCACCGCCCUCGAGUGGUGUCAGUAACAGUAUUACAAUCUGCAUGGAAAUACAUGUAUGUAUAAUCAUCUUUCUAUGAUACCAUGGGUGUUUCUAUCUAAAAUUGUCUGCAUAAUCUAUAUAUUUAUGGGGGAGAUAUUGUGGUUAGAAAGAAUUGAUCCAGUAACAACUACAGUACCUGUAGAUGCUUAUUUGAAUGUCGCCACCUGAAAAAGUCAUUUCUGAAACGCUUUGUCUCUUCAGAUAGCCUUCAUGGCUACUACAUGUGUAGUGAUAGAGAAAGAGAUGUGGCUGUACCACAUUUCUCCACUGUUAUACAACAAAGGUGGUAUUCUGGUGGCAAACAUGUAAAAUACAUCUGUCUUGAAGUGGAUUUCAACAAACAUCCGUACGCAAACUGGAGAUGAAAAAAUGAAUUGUUAUGCGUGAAAGAGAUAACAAAUUAUAUUGCUUGGUCAAACCAAGUCUGAAAAGAA